CCCUACCCAGAGGAGAUAGUGAGGUAAUGUCAUACCUGGCAUUAAGAUAUGGAAAACAGCCAUGUGGUGAAUUCUGUGCAAGAAACCCCUUUGUCCUCUGCAGAUUCUGAUGUCAGAAACACCCACAGCUCUGUCUGCAACUUGAAUUCUAACAGAAGUCCUUCAUCCAAUCCCAGUGGAGUUUCUGGUUACUCAGGGAAUACCAGGUCCUCAUUAAAGCCUGGCUCUGUUGAGCUGCUUGCCUCCUUUAUGCAAGAUAUCCAGAACAUUGGACAUGCUAACUCAGAAAUUGUGAGGAACUGUGAGACAAGGUGGCUACAGCUACUGAGACUGGUAGAAAAACAAUGCCAGGAACAAAUAAAUGCCCAGCAAGAGCAGUUCCACCAUCAAAUCCAACUGAUUCAGGAUGAGAUAAAGCAGCUGGUGAGGUUGCAGAGCAGCAGCUGGGCCAGGAGCCGGGCUGUGCCCUCCCAGCUGACCGACGCCUUCCCCUCCCUGCCGAGCCCCAUGGGGAUGUGCUCGGGGCCGUUUGAGGAGCAGGAGAGCCUCGUGAGCCAGCUGAGAUCCAGCGAAGGGGAAAGCCAGCCCGAGGCCUCGGAGGUGCAGCAGGAAUGUGCGGGCAGCGAGGCCUCCAUGAACAGCGGCUACGGCUCCCUCUCCACCUCGGAGCUGAGCCCGGCCCAGCCCGGCCCCAGCGCGGGGCAAACGCCCCCCGGGGCGGGGCCGCACGGUGAUGCGGGCAGCGUUCGGCAUAAAAGAGAACUUUCAGCAAAGGAACCAGAGGAAAAGCCUUCAUCGGGAAGGAGUGAUGUUUUAGUUUUUCCCACUGGGUUGGAACAUAAAGCUGAUGAAGAUCAUCAGCAUGGGAAAAAACCCAGUAAAUCUUUAACAUCAUGGGCACAAAAGUUGAAACAAACCCAACCAAAAAGAGUAACUGCAGAUGAAGUAUGUGUGAAAUCUAUGCAAGAAAAUGAGAGAGUGAAGAGAUUACCACUUGAGAAUACAAACCUUACUGAUGCUGCUUUGCCAUCAUACACUUUUUACCUCAAUCAACCCAAGGAAAGUCCAAAUUCCGUAGUGUCAGAAGCUUCAGGGUGGAUUCAUUUCAGUAACAAACAGGGGCACAGAGAUGCAGCCCUGCAAACUGUGUAUAAUUAUUGCUUCUUCACAAGGCACUGAGAGAGGGACACAUUUAAGAAAUUGAAGUGGGAUUGAGGCUGUGUCUGUUCCUCUUGUGCCAUCCCUCUUAGUCCUGGUAGUUUGUCUUUGCAUGCUGCAGAGUGCUGCACAAAGUGAAGAGUUUGUAAUAUCAGGUGGCUGCCUGGGAUUAUUCCUUGGGUGGUACCAGUUUUAAAUGCUA
This is a messenger RNA of Vidua macroura (Pin-tailed whydah), 1360 nucleotides long. RefSeq names its product M-phase phosphoprotein 9 (gene MPHOSPH9). The transcript is spliced from 8 exons. The record is from RefSeq and is a predicted model, not a curated record. NCBI's taxonomy places the organism in Eukaryota, Metazoa, Chordata, Aves, Passeriformes, Viduidae. Gene Ontology annotation, cellular component: centriole. The coding region runs from base 49 to 1179 and encodes 376 amino acids.